Molecule: messenger RNA, 688 nt
Organism: Acanthisitta chloris (rifleman)
Lineage: Eukaryota; Metazoa; Chordata; Aves; Passeriformes; Acanthisittidae
Gene: TMX1
Product: thioredoxin-related transmembrane protein 1
Exons: 7
Source: RefSeq, a predicted model, not a curated record
CUACGCGCCGUGGUGUCCUGCCUGCCAGAACUUACAGCCCGAGUGGGAGAAGUUUGCGGAGUGGGGAGAGGACCUGGAGGUGAACAUUGCGAAGGUGGAUGUGACGGAGCAGCCGGGACUAAGUGGACGAUUUAUAAUCACAGCUCUUCCCACCAUCUAUCAUUGUAAAGAUGGAGAGUUCAGGAGAUACCAAGGUGCAAGGACUAAAACUGAUUUCAUCAAUUUCAUCAGUGACCAGGAGUGGAAAUCCAUUGAACCUGUUUCCUCAUGGUUUGGUCCUUCCUCUUUCCUGAUGAGCAGCAUGUCAGCUUUGUUCCAGUUGUCCAUGUGGAUCAGGCAUGGCCAUGGAUAUUUAACAGAAAAUCUUGGAAUACCAGUCUGGGGCUCCUAUGCUAUUUUUGGCUUGGCAACUCUGUUCUCAGGACUGAUAUUGGGACUUAUGAUGGUGUUCCUGGCAGACUGCCUCUGCCCCUCCAAAAGGCACAGACCCUCGCAGUACCCUCAGUCAAGAAAACUAGCUCCAGAGUCAGCUCAGCUGCUGAAAAAGCUGGAUGAAGAACAAGAAGCAGAUGAAGAAGAUGUCUCAGAUGAUGAAACAGAGGGGAAAGAGGUGUCCAACAGAGACUCAUCUCCAAGUGCUGUAAGGCAGCGCCCAGUGAACGCUGCUGCCACGCUGGAUAAAUCCUAG